This is a messenger RNA of Rhodotorula graminis WP1, 1842 nucleotides long. RefSeq lists its product as uncharacterized. Gene Ontology annotation, cellular component: nucleus; tRNA methyltransferase complex; cytosol. NCBI's taxonomy places the organism in Eukaryota, Fungi, Basidiomycota, Microbotryomycetes, Sporidiobolales, Sporidiobolaceae. Gene Ontology annotation, biological process: RNA (guanine-N7)-methylation. The coding region runs from base 1 to 1842 and encodes 613 amino acids. Gene Ontology annotation, molecular function: protein binding; tRNA (guanine(46)-N7)-methyltransferase activity. The transcript has 4 exons. The record is from RefSeq and is a predicted model, not a curated record.
AUGGCAGCGACUGUGCACCCGGUACAGGUCAUUGCCACCACGGGCACCCACCUCGUCGCUGCGAGCGACCGCCAGCUGUCCGUGUUCGAUGCCGCCACGAAUGCGCUCGUUGCCACCAAGGCCCACCACACGGCCCUCGUCCGCCUGAUCACCCCCUGCGUCGACCCGGCCACCGGCACCGCCUACCUCGUCUCGACCGGCGAGGACAAGCAGCUCGUCGUCUCGACCCUCCCCUCGCUCGACCUCGUCAGCUCCCGAGAGCUCCCAAAGCGCGCAAACGCCCUCGACAUCGCCCCGAACGGCGACGUCGUCGUCGGUGACAAGUUUGGAGACGUCUACAUCUUCCCGCUCCACGCGCCCGUCAUCCCCGAGGGCACCAAGCCCGAGGACGUGCCCAAGCCGCAACCCGUCCUCGGCCACGUCUCGAUGCUCAACACGAUGGCCCUCAUCCCCGCCGACCCGGCGCACGGCAUCCCUCGCGACUGGAUCGCGACCGGCGACCGCGACGAGCAUGUGCGCAUCUCGCGCUACCCGGCCGGGCACGUCAUCGAGAAGUUUGGCUGGGGCAGCAAGGCCUUCGUCUCGGCGCUCCUGUACCUCCCCGCACCGGCCUCGUCCUCGACCACGUCCACCGACGAGCCGCCGUACCUCGUCUCGGGCGGCGCCGACUCGACCCUCCAGGUGUUCGAGCUCCCGUCGGCCAAGCUCGUCGCGCGCUUCCCCGUGCACGACCUCGUCUUCCCGUACCUCGCCGUCGGGCCCGAGGCGCCGAUCCCGAUCCCGUCUGGGCGCAAGAAGAGCAAGACCGGGCCCAAGGGCAAGGGCAAGCUCGCCGACGCGGCCUCGGCGGCGACGACCGAGACCGAGGAGGGCACGCCUGCAGCCGAGGACGGCGAGCAGGAUCAGGGGCAGGAGCAGGACGCAGUGGGCGGUGCCGGCGCAGGGCGCGAGUUGACCAAGGGCCUCGCCGUCGUCAAGCUCGUGUCGGUCGGCGCGUCGCGCGCAGACGGCGGCGUCGUCGUCCUCGCCGCGGGCUCGACCGCCCUCCUCUACAUCCCCUUCUCGCUCCUCCUCCCUUACCCGUCCACCACCGCCGACCCCGCCACGGCCCCGACGCCGAGCCUCCUCCCCUUUGCGCACCCGAUCCUCGACUUUGCGCCGUCGCCCGUCCCCUCGGUCGCCGGCUCGCUCGCCGAGUUCCUCGUCUCGCUCGACACGACGCGGCCCGUCGCGACGCCGACCGCGACCCCGAUCGUGCGCGCCGCCCUGUCGAGCGCCGGCCAGCUCUCGGCGGUCCCGAGCCUCGCGACCGACGCCGUCGCGCUCCUGCAGGCGUGCAGCGCCUCGAGCGCCACCGCCGGUGCCGCGGGCGCCAAGGCGCACAACAACGUCGCGAGCGUCGCGAGCCUGUACCCGGCGCUGCAGCUCCUGCACCACCCGGGCGACGAGGAGUUUGCGGCGCCCGCCCCGGCGACCGACGACUUGCCCGCCGACGCGCACGCGCUCGCGCAGGCGGGCGUCGGCGACGGCAAGCCCAAGGGCGGGCGCGGCAUCAAGCGCGCGCUGCCGAGCUCGUUUGGCGAGGGCCAGGGCGGCGACGGCGGCGCGGGUGCGGGUGCGGCGGCGGCGGGCUUGCACGACAAGUUCAAGGUGGGCAAGCGGGCGAUCGGGCGCGCCGAGACGCUCAAGCGGUACGAGGAGGCCAAGGAAAAGCUGCGCGCGCAGCCGGGCGGCGAGGGCCUCACCGAGGGCGAGAAGGCGGCCGUGCGCGAGAUGGAGGACGAGGCUGCCCAGGCGAGCAAGGACGGCGGGGCGCAGGUCGAGGGCGCCAUGGUCGCGUAG